UGGCAUUCCGGCUGCAUCUGAGGACAUGGGGAUUGCAGGACCAGGCGUUGAGCCUGAUACAACUACAGUUCCUGGGGCUGAAAAUCUUCAUGGCAGUGGUGCCUCCCCGCCUUUGCCGAGUGGUGUGAGUACUCCGCCUGCAGGGGCUGACGUACCCUCUUCUGCUGCUGUCUCGGAGCCUGUCGGCUCUCAACCUGAUGGGACAUCCGUUGGCGUCGGAUCUCGAUCUUCUUUGCACGAGCGUGUCCGUAGCCUUUUGGCCGAUACUGAUCCUGACGGAGAGGCUUUCCGUACGGACCUCAGCUUCUUCACCGCCUGGUAUAAUGGCUUGAUCGAGAAGCUUCUCCACCGAGGAGGCGGCUUCGAUCAGUUCCGGCGUUCCUUCUCUCGCCACAUGACGAUGAUGAGGGAAGAAGGAUACCCGGAACUGGCUGAUUCCUUCACUGCUGAUUUCGCUGCCCUGGAGUCAGAGAUACGAGAGUUGAAGGAACUGGAGGUUACCGGGGCUUCUUCUUUCGUAUCCUCUGAGUUAGAGCAUAGGAUGGAGCAGUGGCGUGAACUGAGAUCUUCCGUCGGGCGUGAGCUUCAGUCACGCUAGAGCUCCCUUGCGCAUCUAAUGGCUAACAUGGCGAGGAUGGAUAGGGAGAAAGCUGAGUUACUCCGUUCCUUGGACUCGAAUCGCGAGGAAGCGACUAGGUUGAAGGAGGCCUUGAAGCGUGCCGAGGAAUCCGCCGUUCUUAUCGCAGAUGACUUGAUCGGACUAGAGCGUUCUCGUGACCGGGUACUCGAGGAGUUCGGAUCCACUCAGGAGGGAUUGAUGAAGUUGAAGAGUGAAGCUGCGGAGAUCUUGAGCUGUUCUGAGGAAUCUGCCCGAGCAGAUCUGCAGGCGGGACUUGAGCAGAGUUAUGCAG
Molecule: messenger RNA, 911 nt
Organism: Asparagus officinalis (garden asparagus)
Lineage: Eukaryota; Viridiplantae; Streptophyta; Magnoliopsida; Asparagales; Asparagaceae
Exons: 3
Coding region: 26-598 (190 amino acids)
Source: RefSeq, a predicted model, not a curated record